AGCUAGCUAGCGGAUAUCACCGCGUUCAAUGGAAACGGUCUGAAUGGGCGACUGUGUGAAAUCAGAGUCAAUUUGGAGACAUAAAAACAUACUAAAGCUGGGCAUUAGCUAAUACAAAAUUCAUCUGACAGGACCACAGACUUACAGAUUGUAAACGAAACGGAUUUUCAGUGUAUUCUGAUUCCGGACAGCCCAGCCCGGCGUCACAGAGUAGCGUCCCCCUGAAUCUCUCCGCAAAAUGUUUUCCGAGUUGAAUAGCAUCCUCAACGCCUGUCCAGAGAAUUGCCCGCAGGGAGAGUGUAUCCUUGUGUCUGACAGAAAAGCGGAUGCCUCCUUUCUCAUCCACCAUUUUCUAUCCUUCUACCUGCGAGCCGGUUGUAAGGUGUGCUUCCUGGGGCUGGUGCAGUCUUUCAGUCACUAUAGUGCAGUUGGCCAGAGACUGGGUGUGAGCCUGGCACAGGCCAGGGACAAAGGACAGCUUGUGUUUCUGGAGGGGCUAAAGGAUGCGUUGGGAAUAUUGCUGCAAGAUGGGACGAGGUCUGGAUCACACACCCUGGACUUCUUAAGUUCUCCCCGUUCUGACCUGCGGAGAGUCUUUGAGUUUGUGCAGGGGUCUAUGAGCGGGAGUGAAGUGGCAGAAUGGGGACCCCCGGUGCUGAUCGUGGAUGACCUGACAGUGUUGCUGAGUCUUGGCGUCAGGGCAGGAGCGGUGCUGGACUUUGCCCACUAUUGCAGAGCCUUUGUGUGCUCCAAGCAGCAGGGCAAUAUGGUGAUACUAGUAAGAGGUGAGGAUGAGGCAGAGGACGAAGGUGAUGAAGAAGGCUCUGAGUGGCUCCUGAAGGGUCUCACCCACCAGUGCAGCCUGGCACUGCGAGUGGAAGGCCUCCCCACUGGCUAUUGCAAAGACAUUCAUGGGCAGGUGGAGGUGUGCUGGCAGGGAUGCAGCAGGGGCGUUGGAUGUCCUCAGCGGAAGCUCUUCCAGUACAAAGUCCAUGACAAGGGAGCGUCCUUCUUCGCUCGAGGCAUGUCCAGUGCUGUGCUCUGAGACCUCAACCCAAACACUGAGGAGAGACGUGCCUGCACCUGAGGAGGAAACGGAGACCAGUAGUCACUGUAUAGAUGAUGGAGGCCCCUCCUCCUGUGUGAGGGCCCUCAAGUCCACAACAAGAAAUGUCCAGUACCUGCACUGCCAAAGAUGAGAAAGGUGGCCUCUCAUUGCCAACAGACAAUUAGGAAUGGACAUUUCCAAAUCCAAAAAAAGGCAUCACACGUCACAAAGUGACACAAAGCAAUCGUGGGUAUGCCGUAAAUGUUGUCAAAGGUUUUAAGCAAAUGAGGUAAAUGCUUUAUGACACCUGAUGUGUGACUAGUUAUAUUUUUGCAUGUUUUCUGGGGGAAUUUUACAUUUUCUUUACAUAAAAGAAGCAAAUCAGCUGUCAAAGAGCACUGCAUUUGCUAAUGAACUCCUCGCAGUGUGACAAUACCAUGUUCAUAAUGGUAUUAAUAUGAUGUGUAAUACUUCGUUAAAGCCAAAUGAAAGUAGCUACACUUAAUAAUGUAUUGUCAAAAAAGAAAAACUUGGCAUUAGGCAAAACAAAGUGCAUAAUCUUAAAGAGAUUGGAGAACUGCAAUCCAGCAGAUCUUCAGCUGCUCUCAAAAAUCUAUCUCUCAGGUAAAAAUAAGAUAAAUCAGAAGGCUAAGCUUUUUAAACCUACUGCCAAGAACAUGGGUGGGA
This is a messenger RNA of Megalops cyprinoides (Indo-Pacific tarpon), 1735 nucleotides long. RefSeq names its product elongator acetyltransferase complex subunit 6 (gene elp6). Gene Ontology annotation, cellular component: elongator holoenzyme complex. Bases 239 to 1045 code for a protein of 268 amino acids. The record is from RefSeq and is a predicted model, not a curated record. Gene Ontology annotation, biological process: tRNA wobble uridine modification. The transcript is spliced from 8 exons. NCBI's taxonomy places the organism in Eukaryota, Metazoa, Chordata, Actinopteri, Elopiformes, Megalopidae.